AUGCAGCAUAAAGGCAUCAUGCUGAUUGUGUUCUUGGAAUAUCUUAUUUCUGGCCACGGGGAACCAGAUCCCAUGAGGCUACAAGUCUUUCGCUGUAAUGGCCGUUCUUGCAACCCUCCAGUGGGAAACCUGGCAACAGGGAGGACACCAGUCACUCUCACCACGUGUGGCCAGAACAGUACAGAACUGUACUGCUUCUACCCAGACCAGAAUCUCCUCCAUCGGGUCUCUCAUGGCUGUGGGCAGCCUCACUGCACCAAAUGCAAUGCCAACCAGCCUGACAACUCCCAUCUCCCUGCUGACAUGACAGAUGAUUUCUUUGCAAACCCUGUCUCCUGGUGGCAGUCUGCUCAGGGGGUACACAGGGAAGAAAUCAGACUGGACUUUGAAACAGAAUUCUACCUGACCCAUGUCAUUGCUGUCUUCAAGUCACCUCGCCCAGCUGCAAUGGUUUUGGAAAGAUCCCAGGAUUAUGGGCAGACCUGGAGGCCCUACAAGUAUUUCUCUGUCAACUGUACAGAAACUUUUGGACUUCAGGAUGAUCUGAUUGAAGAGGGCUCCAUGUGCACUUCCAGGUAUUCAGAUGCAAUGCCCUGCACGAGAGGAGAGGUGAUUUAUCGUGCCUUAAGUCCGGCUAACAAGAUCGAAGAUCCCUACAGCCCUGAGGCUCAAGAUCUCCUGAAACUCACCAACCUCCGCCUCCUUUUGUUAAAAAGACAGGAAUGCCCCUGCCAUAGUUUGGAAUCGGUAGAGAAACCUCAGAGAUUUGCCCACUAUGCUAUUUAUGACCUGAUCAUCAGGGGAAGCUGCUUUUGCAAUGGGCAUGCAGAAGAAUGUGAGCUUGCCAACAGGACAGGAGUCAUGGAGAACAUGGUCCAUGGGAAGUGUGUGUGUAGACACAACACAGCAGGGGACCACUGUGAGAAAUGUGCACCGCUAUACAAUGAUCAACCUUGGAAGCCAGGAGAUGGAAAAACAGGGGCACCAAAUGAAUGCAGAAAGUGUCGCUGUCACAACCAUGCUGACAGCUGCCAUUUUGAUCUGAGUGUCUGGCUGGCAUCAGGAAAGCGCAGUGGUGGAGUCUGUGACAACUGCAAGCACAACACAGAGGGGCAUCGGUGUCAAAGGUGUAAACCAGGCUACUACAGAGACAGAGGGAAACCCAUGUCUUCUACAGAGGUCUGCAGACCUUGUGCCUGCCAGCCAAUGGGUUCAGUCAACGCAACUUUCAGCAGGAGCUGGCGAUGCCACCCCAAGACAGGAUUCUGCUACUGCAAGCCAGGCGUGGCAGGGCCCCACUGUGACAGAUGUCUCAUGGGCUACUGGGGCUUCGGAGAAAAUGGCUGUCGCCCUUGUGACUGUGCCAGAGACUGUGACCAGCACACUGGAAACUGUUUCAAUGGCUAUGAGAACAAUCCAUUCUUUAACAUCCCCAUUGGGGGACAAAUCCCUGACCUGGUGCAAAUGCCAACCAACGAGAGUGAAGAGGAGUGGAAAUGGAAUGACCAUGAGCAGGGAUUUUCUGCACUGAGGCACCCAGAAAAGUGUGUGUGCAAAGAAAAGGUGCUUGGAAGUGUCACUGACUUCUGCCAAAUGAAAUAUGCUUAUGUGAUAAAAGCAAGAAUCCUAUCAGCUCAUGACAAAGGGACCCAUGCGGAAGUUAUUGUGAAAGUAAAGAAGGUGCUGAAAUCAGGCAAAGUGAAAAUUUCUCGGAGCAACAGAAGCAUUUACCCAGAAUCCUGGACCAACAGGGGAUGUACAUGUCCCAUUCUCAAUCCUGGUACUGAUUAUCUUAUAGCAGGCCAGGAGGACUCUAGGACCAGCAAACUCCUUGUGAACAUGAACAGCCUUGUGAAACCCUGGAAAGCAUAUUUGGGAAAACAAGUAUCAGAUAUUCUUCGAACUGGGUGCAAAUAA
Messenger RNA from Indicator indicator, 1917 nucleotides. Its product is annotated as netrin-4-like. Lineage: Eukaryota; Metazoa; Chordata; Aves; Piciformes; Indicatoridae. The coding region runs from base 1 to 1917 and encodes 638 amino acids. The record is from RefSeq and is a predicted model, not a curated record. Gene Ontology annotation, molecular function: protein binding. Gene Ontology annotation, biological process: basement membrane assembly; substrate adhesion-dependent cell spreading; cell migration. Gene Ontology annotation, cellular component: laminin trimer. The transcript is spliced from 10 exons.